Messenger RNA from Pundamilia nyererei, 1090 nucleotides. It is a transcript of the gene adisspa, whose product is annotated as adipose secreted signaling protein a. NCBI's taxonomy places the organism in Eukaryota, Metazoa, Chordata, Actinopteri, Cichliformes, Cichlidae. Bases 293 to 829 code for a protein of 178 amino acids. The transcript is spliced from 6 exons. The record is from RefSeq and is a predicted model, not a curated record.
UACACGCGCGUGUCCGCCGAGCAGUCCGCGCGCGGGACACGUGAGUGUGCAUGUAGAGCACAGCAGCAUCCUGCCAGCUGCCCAAAGACGGACGCCAGAGCGGGAAGCGCGCAGAUGAUCUGAACUAAGCGGUACGUACUUCCUAUGUGACUGCGUGCGUUUAGCUGUACCAGCAGGUCGGUGCAGGAUGCAGCCUGGAUGGGUGUGGAUCUGUGUUUGACGGGUUGACACAGUCCCUGUCAGUGAUGACAGUACUCGGGUUUUGUCUAACCUAAAUCCUAACCACAUCACCAUGGCAACAGGAAGAAAAGGCUCUACGUCCAAAGCAGGUGGGGUGCGUUUCCCUGACGAUGACGAGCCCCCUGGCUCUCCAACACGGAGAGAUGACCAGUCGAACGUCGCUACGCUCAUUGCUGUCUCAGAGAAGGAUGGCAGCUACUUGGUGAAGGCUGGUUUCCUGAAGAGCCACCACUGUUAUGAGAUUGUCUUCACUGUCCCAGAUGUCCCCACACUGGGCAAAGAGCUCUCAUGUCUUCCCUCCUCUUCUCCAUCUCGGAGGUCGCCCAGCCUGCGGGUCCAGCGUAUUAACUCCACACUGGAGGGAGGUGUAAAGGUAACAUGUGAAUACAGAACUCACCAGGAGGGGGUGCAACAGGAGGAGAUCACCAUGGUAACCAGAGGGAGAAAAGACAGCAGUCUAAAGGUCAGACUCCAGGCCAGGGUCAUUGACCCACAUCACGGCACCCCCAUGCUGCUGGAGGGGGUGAGGUGUCUCGGUGCCAGGAAAGAUGCCCACACAAAGCACAGCAGUGAUCGUAAGAAGAUAUGAAGAGUGUCACUCCUGAUCAUACUCAGUGACUGGGUCAGGGUGCAGUACAGAGAGAAACAUGGAUCCAUACAUAAUAAGUAGAAUUCAUCUGAAGGACAAACAAACUGCCCUGAAAAUCACAUCACAGUCACAGUCAUGCAAUUACAUUUACACGAGGCUGCCAUAGAGCCAUAAUGCCUCUGCUGCUGGGGCCAGUCAAACCAGUGUUACAGCACACGCACACACACACACACACACACACACACACACACACACACACAC